GAGGCACCGGCUCAGGCGGGCGUCACCUGCAAACGGGACUAAUCCCCGCCCGGCGUUCCCGGCAGAGGUGCCGGUGCUGAACCAGGGACUCAGCAGCCUGCACGCCCCAGGCAGACCCGGCUCCAGUUGCUCCUCUGGCCGCGGGCUUCUCGACCGGGACGCAGCGCAAGGCGGGAGCGCAGCGGCCCCGAGUCUCCCUGAGCCAUGGGCAACGAGGCGAGCUUGGAAGGGGAAGGGCUCCCCGAAGGGCUGGCGGCGGCUGCGGCCGGAGGAGGGGUCGGCGGGGCGGGGAGCCCCUUGCACACCGUGAUCCCGGCCGGCAUGGAGGCGGAUCUGAGCCAGCUGAGCGAAGAGGAAAGGAGACAGAUCGCUGCUGUCAUGUCAAGGGCGCAGGGGCUGCCCAAGGGAAGCGUUCCCCCGGCCGCUGCGGAGUCGCCUUCCAUGCACAGGAAACAAGAGUUGGAUAGUAGUCAUUCUCCAAAGCAACCAGGAAAACCUCCAGACCCUGGGCGUCCAGCUCAACCUGGUCUCAGUAAAAGUAGAACUACAGAUACUUUUAAGUCAGAGCAGAAAUUACCCGGAAGGAGUCCUUCCACUAUUAGCUUGAAAGAAUCAAAGUCCAGAACUGAUUUUAAGGAAGAGCACAAGUCUAGCAUGAUGCCUGGUUUUCUCUCUGAAGUUAACCCUUUAAGUGCUGUAUCCUCUGUUGUAAAUAAAUUCAACCCUUUUGAUUUAAUAUCAGACUCCGAGGUAUCCCAGGAAGAAGCCACCAAGAAACAAAAAGUAGCUCAAAAGGAUCAGGGAAAACCUGAAGGAAUCACAAAACCUCCACCACAGCAACAGUCACCGAAGUUUGUUCCCAAGCAGCAAGGACCUGUUAGGGACUCACUUCAGCAGGAUGGCUCUCCAAAAUCAGCAUCUUCUCAGCAACCAGAAAAAAUUAAACCACAACCUCCUGGUACAGGAAAGCCACUUCAUGGACCUGCCCAGCUUGCUCAGACAGACCAGGCAAAAUCACCACUUCAGCGAGAUGCAGCCAGGCCUCAGGCCAAACAGUCAGACUUAGUUCGGGGAGAACCAGUUAAACCCACACAGCAGAGCCCAUCCAAAUCACCUGUUCAGCAAGCAACUCCUGGAAAAUCUCCAGCCCAGCAGCCUGGACCUGAAAAACCACAACCUGGGCCUACAAAGCCUGCAGUCCAGCAACCAGGGAAGACCCUUGCUCAACAGCAGGGGACAGUGAAGCCCUUGGCCCAGUCACCAGGGACAAUAAAACCUCCAGCUCAGCAGGCUGGGUCAGAGAAACCUUCAUCUCAGCAGCCUGGGCCAAAGUCCCCAGCCCAGCAGCCCAUUACACCAAAAGCCCCAGGUCAACAACCUGGACCACAGUCUCCAGCUAAGCCAUCUGGGCCAGGAAAGACUCCAGUUCAGCAGCCUGGGCCAGGAAAGGCUCCAGUUCAGCAGCCUGGGUCAGGAAAAUCUCCAGCUCAACAACCUGGGCCAGGAAAGGCUCCAACUCAGCAGCCUACCCCUGCAAAGCCACCCCCUCAGCAGCCUGCCCCAGCUAAGCCUCCACCUCAGCAGCCUGCCCCAGCUAAGCCCCCACCUCAGAAGCCUAGCCAGGCAAAGCCUCCACCUCAGCAGCCUGGACCAGCAAAGCCCUCAGCUCAGCAGUCUACAAAACCAGUAAGCCAAAUGGUAACUGAGAAAACUCCACAACCACCACCAACUUCUCCAUCUGUAGCACAGACUCCAGUACAAGGCCUCUCUAAAACCAUCUGUCCUCUUUGCAAUACCACUGAACUUCUGUUGCAUAUUCCAGAAAAGGCCAAUUUUAACACAUGCACUGAGUGUCAGACCACUGUCUGUAGCCUCUGUGGUUUUAAUCCCAAUCCUCAUUUAACCAAGGUAAAAGAGUGGCUCUGUUUAAACUGCCAGAUGCAAAGGGCUCUAGGAGGAGAACUCGCUCCAAUUCCAUCAUCACCCCAGCCCAAACCGAAGACUGCCCCUGUUACUCCUACAACAGCGAGCAAAUCACCUGCGCAGCCAUCGCAGAGUUCCCCAAAGAAGGAGGCAACACCCAAACAGGACCCAGCAAAGGCCCCUGAGUCUAAAAAACCCCCACUAGUGAAACAACCAACCCUUCAGGGCUCCCCUGCAGUGCCAGCCAAGCAGCCGCCAGCAGCUGAGUCCUCCUCCAAGACAGCCCCUCCCAAAGACGCUUCUGUCCCAUCUGCUGAGCAGGCCAAAGCCCCCACAGCUGAGGAGAAAUCAAAGCAGCCCAAGACCACAAAGCCACCCUCGGAUAUUCAGUCUUCAGCAGCAGCAACAAAACCCGAUGUUCCAAGCUCCCAAGUACAGGCUCAGGCUCCAGAGAGCACAACCCCUCCUGUGAAAACAGACUCUGCCAAACCCUCUCAGAGUUUUCCACCAGCAGGAGAAAAAGUCACCCCAUUUGAUUCUAAAGCCAUGCCUCGGCCUGCAUCAGAUUCAAAAAUAAUUUCACAGCCUGGUCCUAGUUCAGAAAGCAAGGAUCAAAAACGAGUUGAUCCAGCUCAAAAGAAGGAAGAACCUAAGAGAGCGCCAACCAAAACGAGUCCCAAACCAGAUGCCAAGCAAGUGCCAAAAGGGUCGCCAACACCUCCUGGCCCAAGGCCUUCCACUGGCCAAACUGCCCCCGCGUCUGCACAGCCUCUUAAGCCUCAGGAGCAGUCGAGACGCUUCAGCCUGAACCUGGGCAGUAUUACUGACGCACCGCGAUCACAGCCCACAACUCCUCAGGAAACUGUGACUGGGAAACUCUUUGGGUUUGGAGCAUCCAUCUUUAGCCAGGCAUCGAAUUUAAUUUCCACAGCUGGUCAGACUGGACCUCAGCCACAAGGAGGGCCCACAGUCCCAACAAAACAAGCUGCUCCCCCACCCCAGCCCCCAACUUCUCAGGGGCCACCCAAACCCACAGGCCAGGCACCACCUGCACCUGCAAAGGCCGUACCUGUGAAAAAGGAAGCAAAAGCUCCAGUAUCUGAAAAAUUAGAGCCCAAAACUGAACAGGCUCCAACAACAAAAAGAACAGAAAUGGACAAGAAGCCCCCACCUGUUAAGGAUAGCAAACCUUCAACAGCUGAGCCCCCAAAGUCUGUUCUCCCUGACAAGCUUGAGAAAACCAUCAAACCCAAACCAUUCUGUCCUCUUUGCAAAACUGAACUCAAUAUAGGUUCUCAGGAGCCUCCUAACUUCAACACUUGCACUGAAUGCAAGAAUCAAGUGUGUAAUCUCUGUGGAUUUAACCCAACACCCCAUUUAACUGAGAUUCAAGAAUGGCUUUGUUUAAAUUGCCAAACCCAGAGAGCAAUAUCAGGACAGCUUGGAGACAUGGGCAAAAUGCCACCUACACCAGCAGCUACCAAAGCCUCCCCGGUACCUGUCUCUACAGAACCACCAUCUCAGAAAACAGCAGUACCUGCCCAAGUAAAAGUGAAAAAGAAGGAGCCAGAAGUAAAAGCUGAAACUGAAAAACUUAUUCCUGAAAAAGUAAAAGAAAUACCUUCGAUUGAAAAAAUUCCUCCUAAGGGAACCACAGAUCAAAAACAAGAAGAGAGUGAACUAAAGAAAGAUGUUUCAACCCUUCAAGAAAAAAAGCCACCCUCCAAAGAAGAAAAGCCACUCUCAGAAGAAAAAAUAUUAAUCCCCGAAGAAAAGCAGCCAACCCCUGAAGACAAGAAGUUACCCCCAGAAGCAAAAUCACUGGUUAUAGAAGAGAAAGAAAAACAUGAGGUGCUCCAAACUGAAGGCCAGAUUGAUGAAGAAAAGCAUGAAGGCAGAGUGUCUCCAAAGGUGGUACAUGAAGAAAAGCAACCACAGGCCCAGAUGGAAGAUCUGCCACCUGGUACACAGGGUUUACCCAAGGAAGAUGUUAAAAUAACUGGAAAAACAAAAGAACAGGCACAGGCAGCAGGCAUAGCAAAAUCCGAUCAGGUGGAACCUGGGAAAGAAAAAACAGAAAAGGAAGAGGACAAAUCAGACACCUCAAGUUCUCAGCAGCCUAAAAGCCCACAAGGCCUGAGUGACACGGGAUAUUCUUCUGAUGGAAUAUCAGGUUCACUUGGUGAAAUUCCAAGUCUUAUUCCAAGUGAUGAAAAGGAUUUGCUUAAGGGACUCAAAAAGGACUCUUUUUCACAAGAAAGCAGCCCUUCUAGCCCCUCAGACUUAGCUAAGUUAGAAAGUACAGUCCUGUCCAUUCUGGAAGCUCAGGCAAGUGCACUUGAUGAAAAGUCAGAAAAGAAAGCACAACCCCAUGAGGUUUCUUCAGAGCAGCCUGUGGACCAACAGAAAACUCAGAUUUUAUCAGAAACACUGGAAGUUACUAUUCCAGAAGAGGAGCUCAAGGAGAGUCAAGAAGAAAAGAAGGAAACUUCAAAAAAGGAUAGCCAACAAGCCAUUCCUUCCAGUAAGGACCGUAAAGAAAAGUCUGAGCUUUUCGAUGAUGUAGCUGCGAGAAGACAACCCUAUGAUUCAGUUGAAGACAGUAGUGAAAGUGAAAACUCACCUGUUCCACAAAGAAAACGGAGAACUAGUGUUGGCUCAUCCAGCAGUGAAGAGUACAAACAGGAAGACAGUCAAGGGUCUGGGGAAGACGAGGACUUCAUUCGAAAGCAAAUCAUAGAAAUGAGUGCUGAUGAAGAUGCUUCUGCUUCUGAAGAUGAUGAAUUCAUUAGGAACCAGCUCAAAGAGCUGAGUAGUAUUACCGAGAGCCAGAAGAAGGAGGAAAUGAAGGGGAAGGGGAAAACUACUGCAGGAAAACACAGACGACUGACUCGAAAAAGUAGUACAAGCUUUGAUGAUGAUGCAGGGAGGCGUCAUUCAUGGCAUGAUGAGGAUGACGAGACGUUUGAUGAAAGUCCGGAGCUGAAAUACAGAGAGACUAAAAGUCAGGAGAGUGAAGAACUUGUAGUUGCUGGAGGAGGCGGGCUCCGUCGAUUUAAAACAAUUGAACUGAACAGCACCAUAGCAGAUAAAUAUUCGGCAGAGUCAUCACAGAAAAAAACAACUUUGUAUUUUGAUGAAGAGCCAGAAUUGGAAAUGGAAAGCUUGACAGACUCACCAGAAGACAGGUCCAGGGGAGAAGGGUCUUCUAGUCUUCACGCUUCCAGUUUCACUCCUGGUACAUCUCCUACAUCGGUGUCAUCACUUGAUGAGGACAGUGACAGUAGCCCAAGUCACAAAAAAGGAGAAAGCAAACAGCAACGCAAAGCCCGGCAUAGAUCACAUGGUCCUCUUUUACCUACCAUUGAAGAUUCUUCAGAAGAAGAAGAAUUGAGAGAGGAAGAAGAAUUAUUAAAAGAGCAAGAAAAACAGCGGGAAUUAGAACAGCAACAACGAAAGAGUUCUAGUAAGAAAUCUAAGAAAGACAAAGAUGAACUUCGAGCUCAGAGAAGGAGAGAAAGACCAAAGACCCCACCCAGUAAUCUCUCUCCCAUAGAAGAUGCUUCUCCAACGGAAGAAUUACGCCAAGCAGCGGAAAUGGAGGAGCUCCAUAGAUCUUCAUGUUCUGAAUACUCACCUAGCAUAGAAUCAGACCCAGAAGGUUUUGAAAUAAGCCCAGAAAAAAUAAUUGAAGUACAAAAAGUUUAUAAAUUGCCCACAGCUGUGUCUUUAUACUCUCCAACAGAUGAGCAAUCUAUUAUGCAGAAAGAAGGUGUUCAAAAGGCAUUAAAAAGUGCUGAGGAGAUGUAUGAAGAAAUGAUGCAUAAAACUCACAAAUAUAAAGCUUUUCCAGCUGCAAAUGAACGAGAUGAAGUGUUUGAAAAAGAGCCUUUGUAUGGUGGGAUGCUAAUAGAGGAUUACAUUUAUGAAUCUUUAGUAGAAGAUACAUACAAUGGAUCAGUAGAUGGCAGCCUGCUAACAAGGCCAGAAGAAGAAAAUGGAUUCAUGCAGCAGAGAGGAAGAGAGCAAAAAAUUAGACUCUCAGAACAGAUUUAUGAAGAUCCCAUGCAGAAAAUUACAGAUCUCCAGAAAGAGUUUUAUGAGUUAGAAAGUUUGCAUUCUUUUGUGCCUCAAGAAGAUAUUGUUUCAAGCUCUUACAUCAUUCCAGAAAGCCAUGAGAUAGUGGAUCUGGGUACUAUGGUCCCUUCUACCAGUGAAGAAAAAAAACUAUUAGAUGCUGAUGCUGCCUACGAAGAACUCAUGAAGCGGCAACAGAUGCAGUUAUCACCUGGAUCCAGCCCCACCCGGCCCCCCAUAGGUGAUGACAUGACAGAGAUGACAGAGUCCACCAUGGACUUUGACAGGGUGCCAGAUGCAUCUUUGACAUCAAGUGUUCUCUCAGGAGCAUCUCUUACAGAUUCAACCAGCAGUGCAACACUGUCUAUUCCAGAUGUUAAAAUAACCCAACACUUUUCAACAGAAGAAAUUGAGGAUGAAUAUGUAACUGAUUAUACAAGAGAAAUUCAAGAAAUAAUUGCCCAUGAAUCACUGAUUUUGACCUACUCUGAACCUUCAGAAAGUGCUACAUCUGUCCCACCCUCUGAUACACCUUCACUCACAUCAUCUGUUUCUUCAGUUUGUACCACAGAUAGCUCCUCACCCAUUACUACCUUGGACAGUAUAACCACAGUUUAUACAGAGCCAGUGGACAUCAUAACGAAAUUCGAGGAUUCUGGGGAAAUUUCUUCAUCAACAUACUUUCCAGGCAGCAUUAUAGACUAUCCAGAAGAAAUAAGUAUAUCUUUAGACCGAACCACCACACCAGGAGGUAGAGCUAGAGCUGAUCACGUUGUGAUUUCCUUAUCUGAUGCAGUACCUUCUAUCAGAGAAUCUGUAGAAACUAAACCUGAGGAACCAACUGCUGAAACUACUUCCACUGACUUAUCUAUAUCUGAAAAAGAGAUAGUGAAGAAAGCCAAGAAAGAAACUGAGAAUGGAAUGAUUCUGGAAGUUUUGGAAGCUUAUGAAGAUAAAACAAAGGAGUCUGAGGCUGAACUAACAAAAAUUAGCAUAUCUGAAGCUACGUUUGACCAACCACCUUCUUCUACAAUAGCCCUUCCAAUGAAGGAGCAGCUUUCAUCUGCAUACUUUAUACCCAGAGAGAUCUUUGGUCAGGAAAAGCCUCCAUCUCAGUUACCAUCUGGCAGUCCUUCUGUUUCCUCUCUCCCAACUAAAUCUCGUCCAUUCCUACGAAGUUCUUCUUUGGAUAUAUCAGCACAACCUCCUCCUCCUCCUCCCCCACCUCCCCCUCCUCCACCACCACCACCUCCUCCCCCUCCUCCUCCACCUCUCCCACCACCAACCUCACCUAAACCAACUAUUCAUCCUAAAAAAAAACUGACAGUUGCAGCUCCAGUGACUCCAGCUAUUCCAGCUAUACCUCUGGCUGAUGCUGUGACUCCUAUAGACACCCCAGCUGUUCAGAGGGGUGAUGAGUUACCUGUAACAAAAAUAUGUACCACUGCACCUCCUCCUGUCCCUCCUAAGCCUUCUUCAAUUCCAUCUGGACUUGUAUUUACACAUAGGCCUGAGCCAAGCAAACCUCCAAUUGCCCCCAAACCAGCACUUCCUCAGCAACCAGUGACUACACAAAAACCAACAGAUAUACAUCCCAAACCAACAGGUCUGUCUUUAACUUCCAGUAUGACCUUAAAUUUAGUGACUUCAGCAGAUUAUAAAUUGCCUUCCCCUACCUCUCCACUUUCCCCACACUCUAACAAAUCUUCACCAAGAUUUUCCAAAUCCCUCAUGGAAACCUAUGUGGUUAUUACAUUGCCAUCUGAACCUGGGACUCCAACAGAUUCUUCAGCUAGUCAAACAAUUACCAGUUGGCCCCUGGGAUCACCCCCAAAAGAUCUGGUUUCCAUUGAACCAGUGUUUUCUGUAGUUCCGCCUGUGACAUCUGCAGAAAUGCCAAGUUCUUCUCAACAACUCCUAUACAUUUCAGGAGCUUUGGAGACAUUUUCUGCUGCUCCUGUUGUAACAUCGUCUUCAUUUCAAGGAGCUCCAACUUCACUUACACAGUUUCUCGCGACUGAAGCCUCCAAGGCUGAGGUUUCAGUUGCUAGAAGUACAGCCCCUAGUGUUGGUCCCAGCAGUGUUUCUAUAUCAAUUCCUCCAGAGCCUCUUGCUCUAGAUAGCCUACAUUCAGAGAAGCAUCAGUACAAGGAAAAUGAAAAGUUGCAACUUGUUGGUGAUGUCAUUGAUUUGCGUACAGUACCAAAAGUAGAAGUUAAAGCAACUGAAAAAUGUAUGGAUCUUUCUGCUUCUGCAACAGAUGUGAGGAGACAGACCACAUCAAGUGAAGUUUAUGGGAGACAGAUUAGUGCUGUCCAACCUUCUGUUAUAAACCUCAGUGCAACUUCAUCACUUGUGACACCAGUAUCUCUGGACACUGAGACAGUGACUAUUGCCACAUGCACAGCUACCACAAGUUAUACUACCAUCACUGAAAGCUUAAUGGGUAUAGAACAAGCAAUGACAGCACCACUCCAGCUUACUAAAUCAAAGCAUGCCGAGUCCCCAUACAGAAUGCCAAUUGGCCAGGCCUUUGCUGCAGUUAGGGAGGAAGCGCCAAUCAACUUAUCUCUAAGUACUUCAGCACAUGCAGUAACAUCGGCCAUCACAAAACCUGUCACUGUGCCUCCUGUUGGUGUCACAAAUGGAUGGACUGAUAGUAUCACAUUGCAGGGGAUCACUGAUGGGGAAGUGGUGGAUCUCAGUACAACAAAGUCUCAUAGAACCGUUGUAACAAUGGACGAAUCCACUUCAAGUGUAGUGACCAAAAUAAUAGAGGAUGAUGAAAAACCUGUAGAUUUGACUGCAGGAAGAAGAGCGGUGUGCUGUGACAUGGUUUAUAAGUUACCUUUUGGAAGGAGCUGUACAGCACAGCAGCCUGCAACUACUCUGCCUGAGGAUCGUUUUGGUUAUAGGGAUGACCACUAUCAAUAUGAUCGUUCAGGGUCAUAUGGUUACAAAGGGAUUGGUGGAAUGAAACCUUCUAUGUCUGACACUAACUUAGCAGAUGCUGGACAUUUUUUCUAUAAAAGUAAGAAUGCUUUUGAUUAUUCUGGAGGAACUGAUGCAGCAGUAGAUCUAACUUCAGGGAGAAUUACUACAGGUGAGGUAAUGGAUUAUUCAAGCAAGACUACAGGUCCAUAUCCAGAAACACGACAAGUCAUUUCAGGAGUUGGAAUUAGUACCCCACAGUAUUCCACAGCAAGAAUGACUCCACCUCCAGGACCCCAGUAUGGUGUGGGCAGUGUUUUGAGGUCAUCUAAUGGUGUUGUCUAUUCUUCAGUAGCAACUCCGAUCCCCUCCACCUUUGCCAUCACCACACAACCUGGCUCAAUUUUCAGCACCACUGUGAGGGAUUUGUCUGGUAUUCAUACAACUGAUGCAGUGACUUCAUUAGCUGCCCUGCACCAGAGCCAGCCAAUGGCUAGAUCAUAUUUCAUAACAACAGGUGCAUCCGAAACAGACAUUGCAGUAACCGGUAUUGAUAUCAAUGCCAGUUUGCAAACAAUUACAAUGGAGACUCUCACUGCUGAGACAAUAGAUUCUGUUCCCACUUUAACCACAGCAUCUGAAAUAUUUUCUGAAAUGGUGGGAGAUGAAAGCACCCUGUUAAUUGUCCCUGAAGAAGACAAACAGCAGCAACAACUUGACUUAGAGCGUGAGCUUCUGGAACUGGAGAAGAUUAAGCAACAACGCUUUGCUGAGGAACUGGAGUGGGAGCGUCAGGAAAUUCAAAGAUUCCGAGAACAAGAAAAGAUCAUGGUUCAAAAAAAGCUGGAGGAGCUACAGUCUAUGAAACAGCACCUUCUCUAUCAGCAAGAAGAAGAGCGGCAGGCCCAGUUCAUGAUGAGGCAGGAGACACUAGCCCAGCAGCAGUUACAGCUUGAGCAGAUCCAGCAGCUGCAACAACAGCUUCACCAGCAGUUAGAGGAGCAGAAGAUUCGCCAGAUCUACCAGUAUAAUUAUGACCCUUCUGGGACUGCUUCCCCACAAACUACUACAGAGCAGGCAAUUUUGGAAGGUCAGUAUGCUGCCCCAGAAGGUGGUCAGUUUUGGGCAACUGAAGAUGCAACAACCACAGCUUCCACUGUGGUGGCCAUUGAGAUACCACAGAGCCAAGGAUGGUACACAGUCCAGUCUGAUGGUGUCACUCAGUACAUUGCCCCACCUGGCAUCCUGAGCACUGUCUCAGAAAUACCACUAACAGAUGUUGUUGUAAAAGAGGAAAAACCACCCAAAAAGAGAAGUUCUGGAGCUAAAGUCCGGGGACAGUAUGAUGAGAUGGGGGAAAACAUGGCAGAUGAUCCCCGAAGUUUUAAAAAAAUAGUGGACAGUGGUGUACAAACAGACGACGAAGAUGCUGCUGAUCGGAGCUGUGCAAGUAGGAGAAGGAGAACUAGAAAGAGCGUGGAUACCAGCGUCCAAACUGACGAUGAAGAUCAGGACGAGUGGGACAUGCCUGCCCGAUCGAGGAGAAAGGCUCGUGUGGGGAAAUACGGUGACAGCACCGCAGAGGCUGACAAGACCAAACCCCCUUCCAAAGUCUCCAGCAUAGCGGUCCAGACAGUAGCAGAGAUAUCUGUGCAAACUGAACCAGUUGGAACCAUAAGAACACCUUCGAUACGAGCUCGAGUGGACGCCAAGGUAGAAAUAAUUAAACACAUUUCAGCACCUGAAAAGACUUACAAAGGGGGCAGUUUAGGAUGUCAAACAGAAGCAGAUUCAGACACACAAAGUCCUCAAUAUCUGAGUGCCACAUCUCCACCCAAAGACAAGAAACGCCCAACACCUUUAGAGAUUGGUUAUUCAUCUCACCUUCGGGCAGAUUCCACACUACAGCUGGCUCCUUCCCCUCCCAAAUCUCCAAAAGUCCUUUAUUCACCCAUCUCACCACUUUCAUCAGGCAAAGCCUUAGAAUCAGCCUUUGUACCUUAUGAAAAACCCCUCCCUGAUGAUAUAAGUCCACAGAAAGUACUGCAUCCAGAUAUGGCUAAAGUUCCCCCAGCAAGUCCUAAGACAGCCAAGAUGAUGCAGCGUUCUAUGUCUGACCCCAAGCCUCUGAGUCCAACAGCAGACGAAAGUUCCAGGGCUCCUUUUCAGUAUACCGAGGGCUUCACGACAAAAGGUUCUCAAACCAUGACACCCUCUGGCACACAGAAAAAAGUUAAGAGAACACUGCCAAAUCCACCUCCUGAGGAAGUUUCCACAGGAACUCCGUCAACCUUCAGCACAAUGGGCACUGUGUCUAGGAGAAGGAUCUGCAGAACCAACACAAUGGCUCGAGCGAAGAUUCUCCAGGACAUAGACAGAGAGCUUGAUCUUGUGGAAAGGGAAUCUGCAAAGCUCAGAAAGAAACAAGCAGAAUUGGAUGAAGAAGAAAAGGAGAUUGAUGCCAAGUUGCGGUAUCUGGAAAUGGGAAUUAACAGGAGAAAAGAGGCUUUAUUAAAGGAAAGGGAAAAGAGAGAGCGAGCAUACCUCCAGGGGGUAGCUGAGGAUCGGGAUUACAUGUCUGACAGCGAAGUCAGCAGCACUAGGCCAACCCGCAUUGAAAGUCAGCAUGGCAUUGAGCGACCAAGAACUGCCCCCCAAACUGAAUUCAGCCAGUUCAUACCACCACAGACACAAACAGAUUCUCAACUAGUCCCUCCAACAAGUCCUUACACACAAUACCAGUAUUCUUCCCCUGCUCUUCCUACCCAAGCACCCACCCCAUACACCCAACAAUCCCAUUUUCAGCAACAAACUCUGUACCAUCAGCAAGUUUCACCUUAUCAAACUCAGCCAACUUUCCAAGCUGUGGCAACAAUGUCCUUCACCCCGCAAGCUCAACCUACACCAACCCCACAACCAUCUUAUCAGUUGCCAUCACAGAUGAUGGUGAUACAACCGAAGCCACGGCAAGCCACUUUGUAUUUGGAGCCCAAGAUAACUUCAAACUAUGAAGUGAUUCGCAAUCAACCCCUGAUGAUAGCACCAGUUUCUACUGACAAUACGUAUGCUGUUUCCCAUCUUGGUAGUAAGUAUAAUAGCUUAGACUUGAGAAUCGGUUUGGAAGAACGAAGUAGCAUGGCAAGCAGUCCAAUAUCAAGCAUAUCUGCAGAUUCUUUCUAUGCAGAUAUUGACCAUCAUACUUCACGGAAUUAUGUCCUAAUUGAUGACAUUGGAGAGAUAAGCAAAGGAACAGCAGCAUUAAGCAGUGCAUUUAGCCUUCAUGAAAAGGAUUUGUCAAAAACAGACCGACUCCUUAGAACCACUGAGGCACGCAGGUCUCAAGAAGUGACGGAUUUCCUAGCACCUUUACAGAGUUCCUCCAGAUUGCAUAGUUAUGUGAAGGCAGAGGAAGAUCCAAUGGAGGAUCCUUAUGAGUUAAAACUUCUCAAACAUCAGAUUAAACAAGAAUUCCGUAGAGGGACAGAGAGCUUAGAUCACCUUGCUGGUCUUUCACAUUAUUACCAUGCUGAUACGAGCUAUAGACAUUUCCCCAAAUCUGAAAAGUACAGCAUCAGUAGACUCACACUUGAAAAACAAGCAGCCAAACAACUGCCAGCAGCCAUUCUUUAUCAAAAGCAGUCAAAGCAUAAGAAAUCACUAAUUGACCCUAAAAUGUCCAAAUUUUCACCUAUCCAAGAAAGUAGAGACCUUGAACCUGACUAUUCGAGCUAUAUGACUUCUAGCACUUCUUCUAUUGGUGGUAUUUCUUCUAGGGCAAGGCUUCUUCAAGAUGACAUCACUUUUGGCCUCAGAAAAAAUAUUACAGACCAACAAAAAUUUAUGGGAUCAUCACUUGGCUCAGGAUUGGGCACAUUAGGAAAUACCAUACGAUCAGCUCUGCAGGAUGAAGCAGACAAGCCAUACAGUAGUGGCAGCAGAUCCAGACCUUCCUCUCGACCUUCAUCUGUCUAUGGGCUUGAUUUGUCAAUUAAAAGGGAUUCUUCCAGCUCAUCACUGAGACUGAAAGCUCAAGAAGCUGAAGCUCUCGAUGUUUCCUUUAGUCAUGCAUCAUCCUCUGCCAGAACUAAGCCUACCAGUUUGCCAAUUAGCCAGAGUAGAGGAAGGAUACCUAUUGUGGCCCAGAAUUCUGAAGAAGAAAGUCCACUAAGUCCUGUUGGCCAACCCAUGGGAAUGGCCAGAGCUGCAGCUGGACCCCUGCCACCAAUAUCUGCAGACACCAGAGACCAAUUUGGAUCAAGUCACUCCUUGCCUGAGGUUCAGCAACAUAUGAGAGAAGAAUCACGAACUCGAGGCUAUGACCGUGACAUAGCAUUCAUCAUGGAUGACUUCCAGCAUGCCAUGUCAGACAGUGAAGCCUAUCACUUGCGUCGUGAGGAAACGGAUUGGUUUGAUAAACCCAGGGAGUCUCGUUUGGAAAAUGGACAUGGUCUGGAUCGAAAAUUGCCAGAAAGAUUGGUCCACUCUAGACCUCUCAGUCAACAUCAAGAGCAAAUUAUACAGAUGAAUGGGAAGACCAUGCAUUAUAUCUUUCCUCAUGCAAGAAUAAAAAUAACAAGAGACUCUAAGGAUCACACAGUUUCAGGUAAUGGACUAGGCAUCAGAAUUGUAGGUGGUAAAGAAAUCCCUGGACAUGGUGGAGAAAUUGGAGCCUAUAUUGCCAAAAUUCUUCCUGGAGGAGGUGCAGAACAGACAGGGAAACUUAUGGAAGGGAUGCAAGUAUUGGAAUGGAAUGGAAUUUCCUUAACUUCCAAAACAUAUGAAGAAGUACAGAGUAUCAUUAGUCAGCAAAGUGGGGAAGCAGAAAUAUGUGUAAGACUGGAUCUCAAUAUGCUAUCAGAUUCAGAAAAUCCUCAGCACCUGGAACUUCACGAACCACCAAGAGCUGUGGACAAAGCGAAAUCCCCAGGGGUUGAUCCCAAACAACUGGCAGCAGAGCUCCAAAAGGUUUCGCUACAGCAGUCACCCCUGGUCCUGUCCUCAGUGGUUGAGAAGGGAUCUCAUGCUCAUUCCGGUCCCACAUCAGCAGGAUCCAGUUCUGUUCCCAGCCCUGGGCAGCCUGGGUCACCCUCAGUGAGCAAAAAGAAGCACAGCAGUAGCAAGCCUACUGAUGCAACAAAGGUUGUCUCUCAUCCAAUUACGGGAGAAAUUCAGCUUCAAAUCAACUACGACCUUGGAAAUCUCAUAAUACAUAUUCUCCAAGCAAGAAACCUAGUCCCUCGAGACAACAAUGGCUAUUCUGACCCUUUUGUUAAAGUCUACCUUCUUCCAGGGCGAGGUCAAGUCAUGGUUGUCCAGAAUGCAAGUGCUGAGUACAAGAGAAGGACUAAAUAUGUUCAGAAAAGUCUUAAUCCUGAGUGGAAUCAAACAGUAAUUUAUAAAAGUAUUUCCAUGGAACAGCUCAAGAAGAAAACGCUGGAGGUGACAGUUUGGGAUUAUGAUAGAUUUUCUUCCAAUGACUUCCUUGGGGAGGUACUGAUUGAUUUAUCUAGCACAUCUCACCUGGAUAACACUCCUAGGUGGUAUCCACUCAAAGAACAGACUGAAAGCAUUGAUCAUGGCAAGGCUCAUUCCAGCCAGAGCAGCCAGCAGUCCCCAAAGCCAUCUGUCAUCAAAAGCAGAAGCCAUGGUAUCUUCCCUGACCCAUCCAAGGACAUGCAGGUUCCUACCAUUGAGAAAUCCCAUAGUAGUCCUGGUAGCUCAAAAUCAUCGUCUGAAGGCCAUCUCCGUUCUCAUGGACCAUCUCGCAGUCAAAGCAAAACCAGCGUCACUCAGACCCACCUGGAAGAUGCAGGGGCUGCCAUAGCCGCUGCCGAAGCCGCCGUGCAACAACUCCGCAUUCAACCAACAAAGCCUACCAAUCACCGGCCUGCAGAAAGCUCCGUGUCCACCGGCUCUUCGGGCAGCAGCUUUGGCAGUGGGUAUAGCGUGGACAGUGAAGGAAGCAGCAGCACUGCAGGGGAGACUAAUCUAUUUCCUAUUCCAAGGAUAGGGAAGAUGGGACAGAAUGGACAAGAACCUGUAAAACAGCCAGGAGUAGGAGUAGGACUAGCAGACACUGAAGUUAAAACUCAGGUAAUGGGAGAAAUCAAAAUUGCAUUGAAAAAGGAAAUGAAGACGGAUGGUGAACAACUGAUAGUUGAAAUUCUCCAAUGCAGAAAUAUUACCUACAAAUUUAAGUCUCCUGAUCAUUUACCAGAUUUAUAUGUGAAAAUAUAUGUCAUGAACAUCUCUACCCAAAAAAAGGUGAUCAAGAAAAAAACAAGAGUAUGUAGACAUGAUCGAGAGCCUUCAUUUAAUGAAACUUUUAGAUUCAGCCUAAGUCCCGCUGGACAUUCUCUUCAGAUUCUACUUUUCUCCAAUGGAGGGAAGUUUAUGAAAAAGACUUUGAUUGGUGAAGCCUGUAUCUGGCUUGACAAAGUGGAUCUCAGAAAAAGAAUAGUCAACUGGCACAAACUUUUGGUCAGUCCUACUCAACCACAUUGAAGAAAAGCGUCUGCUCAGGGUAUAGAAUGGAUCUACAUAGCCUCAAAUCAACACUGUAGUCAGAUACUAUUGUACUGAGCUAUUUUCAGAGGCAAACAUGAGGUGGGAACAAGCAUACAUUAAAGCCUUGUAAAUUUAUUGCUGUGGAACACAGAAAAAGACACAUGAGAAAGUUUACACGUUGAUAACCAACUCACAAAAAUAGAGCUCCAGACCUUGGAUUUCCCAUGACUAUGAAGAUAAACUGUGAGAGAAAUUUUGGAUACUUAAGGCAAAAAUCUUUGGGCAGAGUGAGCUGUAGCUAAAGACAGGCUCAAAGAUUAAUGUGGCUUCCAAAUGCAGCACAAAUGAAAAUCUUUAUGCAAAGAAACAUUGGUUGAAAGAACUGAUAUAAUGAAUCUCAGUUGUCAAAAAGCCUCUUCUUAGUGUUCUCAGGCAACUUUCUGUUUUGAGAUCCUGAUAUAAGAUACGUCUAUAAUAUAUGUAAAGAACUGGACAUAAGGUGACUGUGAUCAUAGGGAAGACAGAGCAGAAGAUAUAGAAAUCCUGGCUUUUAGACCAUAUCAUACAGUUUUUCCCUGUGUCUAAAUGUUACAAGGGUAUACAACACUACUUUUGGAAUCCAUGUGGUAAAAGCACAUUUGUUUCAAUACAAUUUGAAAUAAUAUAGAGUGAAGAUAAUACUAGGUAGAAAUGAAAUUACAUUUAUCUAGAAAUAAAACCAUGAAUGGUUAAUAAAGAAGAAUGUUGACCCACAAAAUAUUGGAACUCUGGUUGAAAACAUUAAAAUCUCCAUGAUUUACCAUUAAGCCAAAGCAUUUCCAUCUACAUAACAAAGGGCCUAGAUUAAAUUGGUAUGUCCUAGGAAGCAUGAUCACUUGUUCUUUGUGGUAUUGAAAAUAAAUGUAUUAUCCUGCAUUUUCCUUUCUCUUGAGUAACAUAUUGUCAGAGACAGAAAAUUCUUCCUCUGGCAAACAAAUCAUAUUAAUCUGGUAACAUUGAUUAGUUAAAUUGGUAUAAUUUCUUGCUUAUCCACAAUGUUUUUUUCAUGAAGUCAUUAACUGAUUGUACAAUGAUAACCCUCACAUCAAACUCAAGUUCUCUCUAGUACUCUUUUCCUCUGUUAGUGACAAUAUCACAGUGAUCAAGUUCAUCAAUGUGAGGAAAAUGUGAAAAGUCAACAUUUGAGAUUAAAACAUACUUUGAGCUAUUUUAAUAAUAUAGGGUGAAACAACCAAGGUUUAAGUUAUUAAAAUGAAACAUCCUCUUCCCCAUUAACCCACCACAUUGAUAAAGGAAGUAAGGUGGAAUUGUAGAAAACGCACUCAACUGAGAUUAGAACCCUAACUUCCGCCUUGAUUCUACUACUGACCUUGUACAUGUCACUUUGCAAAUGUCACUUAAACUCAAUUUUACCCAGUUUUUCUUUAAUUGUAGGUAAAAAUAAUGAUAUGUUCCUAGCCUUCCUCAUGGGAUGUUGGGAUGAUUCAAUCAAGAGAUCUAUGAAAGAUGAAAGCACAUUUCCACAGAAGUGAAGAAUAAUUGUUAUGUUGCUUUUUAGUUUUCAAAUCUUGUAUGUGGGAAACAUCCUCCAUACCAAUGAUAAGCAUUGGCAUGGAUAAAAGUCGUAAAUUUGCUCCAAAACUCAUUUUUUAUUUAAAAUAUAAAUUUUUAUUAUUUAACUUGAAAAAAGAUGAAUUAAUUAAAAGUGAUUUGUAAGUUUUAUUAUACUAAAUUAAAUGAAUUAUACUGAUCUUAUCCUAUUUCCAUACCCCGACCAAAACAAAUUAAAUUGCUUCUCAGAGCAUUUUGAACUUAAAAGCUGCUAUUUCAAGUUAGAUUCUAGUGGGUAAAUUAGAGGAAAUGAGCACCAAAAAGUUGGUUGGAUGUUAAAUUUUCUCAUUUUUAGAGAGAAAAUACUUUCAAUUAGAGAAUAAUGUAAAACUCAACUAAAGAAUUUGUAAUAUAUAUCCCAGGCUGUAUACUUUAUUAUAUUCAUAAAGAUAUACAAAUUCACUUUUCCCCAAACUAACAUAACCAUCACUUUUCUUCUAUUUUUUAAUCGCCUGUCCUUUGACAGUGCAAUGUCAUUUACCACCGAUGUUGCUCUAGAGUGAGCAUUGAGGAAGUAAAUCAUCAAAAAAAUGAUAUUGCUAGGAUUUUAUUUUUAGGGACUACUAGAUCUGCUGAUAGUUGCCAUGGAUAUUUCCAGCAGAAGCUAGCACUUGGGGAAGCCUGUAAUCAUCAGUCAUAAUUGGGGAAGAAAAGGGUCCAGGAAGAUCUCCUUCUGACAUAAAAAAGACUCUGCUGUUUGCUCUUAAAAGGAAACCCUGACUCACCUUGGUACUCUUCUGCAGCUGCUUGCAUCCAGAGGUAUGCAUGAGAGGUUGUAUGACCAGUUAGCUUACUUCAUUGCAGUUGCAAUUUCUUUUGGAAUAAUAAAAAUGGAGGGCCAACUGAAACAAAGACAUCCCUUGAUAGCUAUUUAACCUGAAAGAAUAAGAGCCUUUCUAUUCUAGGUGCCCCUCUAUUCCAAUAAACUAGUGAUAAGGCUUAGUCAAUCAAGAGGGUUAAUGACAGGGCUUCUUUUCAUGCACCAGCAUUCCCCUUCAGAGAGCAUAAGAUCCUGCCAGUGUGCCAAGUUUGCAGCUGACCAAACUCCUAGGUUGUACUGGAAUUAUUCUAUGCAACACUGAUCCUUAUAUGAAUGCAUUUCUUCUGAAUGAUAUUGAUUACCCUUCUUACAACUAAACUAUUUCUUUUUUAAUUGCAUAUAGGGCUCUUGGUAUUUUUUACUUUUUUGUAUAGAUCACAGCACAUGAUUUUACACUUUUUAUUUUCUUUAAUUUUAUUGGAAUUAACUUUUUUUAAAUCCUAUAGCAACAGUUUGUAAUCUCUAAUUAAUAUGUGAUUAGUUCAAUUACAACACCUAUACCUUGAAAAGCAUCACAAUUUUUCCACUAUUUCAUUGAGUCAUCAAAGACUAAAGUAGUAUAUUAUUUUAAAUUUGGUCCUAAAGAAAUGUUAAGCUGUAGAGGAAAAGCACAGAGUGAAUUUUUACAAAAGAUAGGGACUCUAAAAUCGUCGUUACAGACACAAAUAACACUAUUAGCAAGAAGUUGGUGUUUUCCCUGUUUUUACUAAAGAUUAGGGAAAUUUUCUGUGACUAUGAACUCUUUGUUUACCAUUUCAGUUCAAAAGAAUAAUAUCCAAGAUGAAGGGUUAGCAAUUGUCUUUAUUCCUUAAUAUUGCCCAUAUUCUAAUAAAUCACACUAAUUAAAUGCAUAUUUUCAGCAUAUCAGUAAGAUUAAUUUUAUGAAUCACACACACAUUAAAAUAGUCAUAUUGUGGGAUUAUUAUAGCUGGUAACCAGCUGAUAUUGAUUCUUAUUAUAGAAAGGGUUGUGACGAUGGUGGUGGUAGCAUAGUGAUACUAGUGGUGGUGAUGUGAAGUAAAAUAAAUUGUAUAUUAUAUUGUGCCCAAAAUAUUAGGAAUUAUUUGAUCAAUGCUUCAUUUCAUUAAGAAAUCAUGAAGAUGUUUAUAGUAUUUUUUUACUUUAUUAUUUAAAUCAUAACUAACAAUAUUUUUAAAAACUUAUUUUCAUUGCUAGAAUGUCUAAUAUUCCAAAAUCAGCCAAUUACUCUGUGUUUAUAAAUAUAUGUGUGACAGAAGUGACUUCCCCUCUUUUUGAGAUUGAAAUGAAAAUGAGACGUAGCUCAAUGAAUAAUUAUGAGCUGUUACUUUAAUAAUUUCUUGCCUUUGGUAUAAGAAUGAAAGAGUGAAACAGAUUCCCAUUGAAUAAGACACACUGAUGUUUUCUGUAUGUCCCAUGUUGUUAUUAUUAAAGUUACCCAUUAUACCAAAAUCAUUUAAUCAAAUCUCUUAUCUGAUAGGUAGAUUGAGAGCAUUUUCUUAAUUCGUUACCCUGUACAUAGCUAUACAUUUGGUAUAAUAGACAAAGUUGAAAUAUUCAUUUUUUGGCAUUCAGCAUGUGAAUAUGAUUAUUAUUUGACUGUGUCGAAAUAUUUGUUCGGUGAUGUGCUCAGGUGCUCCCACUACUGAUUAAUGUGUGUGCUAAUAUCCUAACAACACAUCUGAUGUUAAAACGAUUUCUUGUCUGAAAAAAUUUAAAACCUAAUAAAAUCAAUUUCAAAAUAAAAAACAAAGUACUUGGAGAUAUGUCUUGUUUCUGACUAUGUUGCAUGCUGUGUUGGUGAUUUGCUAAUGUUCUUUUCUCUUUCUUUCUUUCUUCCUUUUUUUCUUUUUUUCUCCCCCCCCCCUUUGGUUUACCCAAAUCCCUCUGGAAAAUCUAAUGAACAAACGCAAAUUCUUGGGCUAAAGAUUGUAUAAAUUGACCUGAAAAUACAUGAGAAUUAUAUUUAAAAAAAUGCUUGUAAAUCUGUCUUGAGUUUUAUUCUAUGUAAAAAUAUGUCUUGGUUUUGUGAUUGUAUACAAGAUGUACCUUGAUAAUUUAUGUAAAUUGUGCUGUAUAAAGGCUGUUGUCUCAGCCUUACUAAUAAAUAUUGAAA
This is a messenger RNA of Sciurus carolinensis (gray squirrel), 19964 nucleotides long. It is a transcript of the gene Pclo, whose product is annotated as piccolo presynaptic cytomatrix protein. The coding region runs from base 205 to 15435 and encodes 5076 amino acids. Gene Ontology annotation, biological process: protein localization to synapse; presynaptic active zone assembly. NCBI's taxonomy places the organism in Eukaryota, Metazoa, Chordata, Mammalia, Rodentia, Sciuridae. The transcript is spliced from 25 exons. The record is from RefSeq and is a predicted model, not a curated record. Gene Ontology annotation, cellular component: axon; cytoskeleton of presynaptic active zone; glutamatergic synapse. Gene Ontology annotation, molecular function: structural constituent of presynaptic active zone; metal ion binding; protein binding.